AUGUCAACUUCGACGAGUCCACCUUUGGACUUCAACUGCCGAUCACCGAUGAAGAUGUCGAUGACCUGGACUUCGAAUUGCUGGAUCUUGAUGACGAAGAGCUGCGUCAAAUGGGAGUACAAGCAAACAGGCAAGCGCAAGAACCGACUCAAUGAUGAAGAUACAGCAGCUCCACGACCGCGUGCAGUGCGUCAACGACCAGGACUAGAAGAGUCAAGCGCGCCGGAAAACAACUCGUCACGCCAAGAAGAAGACGAAGAAACAGAAGGAUUCUGGUGA
Messenger RNA from Peronospora matthiolae, 279 nucleotides. Lineage: Eukaryota; Oomycota; Peronosporomycetes; Peronosporales; Peronosporaceae. The record is from the annotation of a GenBank genome assembly.